UUGGCAGCUAUGGAAAGCAGAGACCUUGGCAGUGAUCCCUAAAAUCAUACCAUGCCGGAGCCCAGCGCUUCGGUCACUUUAGUCCCUUUCAACCUGCCGGACCCGGUGGGCUUUGGGUGACCAAGCGAGGAGGACCCACCUCCGCAGGAGCAGAAGGAGGACCGGCGGGGGGAAGAGCGAGCGAACCGAGGAGAGAAAGUGCGUUGGGGAUGCCAGAGCCGCGGGCUGCGCGCCGGCGGCGGCGGUGGCGGAGCCGGGGGGAGGACGAUGCCGCUGCCUCCUAAGGGCGGAGGAAGGCGCGGGAGGCGCGGGGGUCGCUCCGCAGCGGCGGCCGGCGGGGAGCGGGGCCGGCCGGGAGCGGCGCUGCGCGGCGCGGAGGGCGGCGGCCACCCCCGAGGAGCGGCGGCGGAAAAGUUUUGGUGCGGGGGGCCAGAGGCGCGGAGGGGGAUUAUGAUCGGUGCCGGCGAGGGAUUCCCAGACACCGCCAGGCAAGCCAGAUCUGGCAGAUAGCUGAUAUGAGGACUUGGGUGACUUCAGAAAGCCGAGUUUAACGCCGACAGACUUCAGUGAAAGGAAAUAUUAACCCUCCAAGCAACUCAUACACAGACAACUUUUGGUAGCUUUAAAUUAACCUGUUGCUCACCUGCUGAGACAUGCCUAUUGUUUCUUUCAGCACAUAUGGAGGAGGGCCACAAACUUUGUAACCCUGGCUAAUAAGACUGUGGCUUUCUUAUCACAAGUAGGAGGUAGGCCAAUUGUAAAAGGAUUAUUUUAUACAUAGCCUCCAGGACUUUAGCUCUGGCAUGAACACUGGACAAAAAAAUAGAAGCUAAUUUUAAUGACCUGAGAUUUUGCUACCUGUGCUUUAUUAUUGUUAUCAGUUCGUUAACACUUUGGUACUUUAUUUCUUUAAAUUAGAAAUGGGUUCUUGGACUAGAAUGUGGCCCACAGAUUGGGCUGUCCUCAUGAAAUCAUGGCUUAUCUUUUCCCUGGGGCUCUACGUGCAGGUCUCCAAAACCCUGGCCUGCCCAAAAGUGUGCCGCUGUGAUCGAAACUUUGUCUACUGUAAUGAGCGAAGCUUGACCUCAGUGCCUCUUGGGAUACCGGAGGGUGUAACCGUCCUCUACCUCCAUAAUAACCAAAUUAAUAAUGCUGGAUUUCCUGCAGAGUUGCACAAUGUCCAGUCUGUGCACACAGUCUACCUAUACGGCAACCAAUUGGAUGAAUUCCCCAUGAACCUGCCCAAGAAUGUCAGGGUUCUCCACCUGCAGGAAAACAACAUUCAGACCAUUUCUCGGGCUGCCCUCGCUCAGCUUCUGAAGCUGGAAGAGCUACACCUUGAUGACAACUCCAUUUCCACUGUUGGCGUUGAGGAUGGGGCAUUCCAGGAAGCCAUCAGCCUCAAGCUUCUGUUCUUGUCCAAGAAUCACUUAAGUAGCGUACCAGUAGGCCUUCCGGUGGACUUACAAGAACUUCGAGUAGAUGAAAACCGAAUUGCUGUCAUUUCAGAUCUGGCCUUCCAGAAUCUUACAAGUCUGGAGCGUCUGAUUGUGGAUGGCAAUCUCCUUACUAAUAAAGGCAUAGCUGAAGGUACCUUCAGCCACCUCUCCAAGCUCAAGGAAUUCUCAAUAGUACGGAAUUCACUGACCUACCCUCCUCCUGAUCUUCCAGGUACACAUCUGCUAAGGCUCUACUUGCAGGACAACCAGAUAACCCAUAUACCACUCACAGCCUUUUCAAACCUCCACAAGCUGGAACGUCUUGAUAUUUCUAACAAUCAACUUCGGAUGUUGGUAAAGGGGGUAUUUGAUAAUCUCCACAACCUGAGGCAACUCACUGUAAGGAAUAAUCCCUGGUUGUGUGACUGUAGUAUUAAGUGGGUCACUGAAUGGCUCAAAUUUAUUCCCGCUUCCAUCAAUGUACGGGGUUUUAUGUGCCAGGGACCAGAGCAGGUCCGAGGUAUGGCAGUCAGGGAGCUCAAUAUGAAUAUGUUGUCAUGCCCCACCACCACCCCUGGUCUGCCACUUGUCAUCACCCCCGUCCCUGACGCAGCCAUGCCAACUACAUUAGUUCCCACCUCAUCAGUUCCUCCCCCAAGUAGCAAAUAUAAUCCUCUCACUCCCACCAUAGCCACACUCCCCACUGUGCCUGACAGGGAGGACAGAGAAAGGGUGACACCUCCUGUAUCCGAACGGAUUCAACUCUCCAUCCAUUUUGUGAAUGACACUUGCAUCCAAGUUAACUGGAUGUCUCUUUUUACCGUGAUGGCGUAUAAACUCACAUGGGUUAAAAUGGGCCAUAGUCUGGUAGGAGGAAUUGUGCAGGAACGAAUAGUUAGUGGUGAGAAGCAACACUUAAGCUUGGUAAAUCUGGAGCCCAAAUCCACCUAUCGGAUUUGUUUGGUUCCACUGGAUACUUAUAACAAUUACCGAACUGCAGAAGACACUGUCUGCUCAGAAGCUACAACCAAGGCUUCCUUUUUGAGCAACGGCAGCAACAUCCCCUCCAGCCACGAGCAGACGACUUCUCAGAACCUGGGCUCCCCAUUUCUGCUGGCAGGGUUGAUUGGGGGUGCAGUGAUAUUUGUCCUCGUGGUCCUGCUCAGCAUUUUUUGCUGGCACAUGCACAAAAAAGGGCGUUACACCUCCCAGAAGUGGAAAUACAACCGGGGCCGUCGGAAAGAUGACUACUGUGAGGCAGGGACCAAGAAGGACAACUCCAUCCUGGAGAUGACGGAAACCAGCUUCCAGAUUGUCUCCUUAAAUAAUGAUCAGCUCCUUAAAGGAGAUUUCAGACUGCAGCCCAUUUAUACCCCAAACGGGGGCAUUAACUACACAGACUGCCACAUCCCCAACAACAUGCGAUACUGCAACAGCAAUGUCUCAGACCUGGAGCACUGUCAUACGUGAUAGUGAGAGGAGAUGGGGGUGUCUAGGACAAAGAGGAAAAACUCUGGAAAAAGUAACCCCCCAAACAACAAUGAAAAAAUUACAUUUGAUAAAUGUUACACAGAUGCAUUUAUGCAUUUGAAUACUCUGUAAUUUAUACGGUGUACUAUAUAAUGGGAUUUAAAAAAAGUGCUAUCUUUUCUAUUUCAAGUUAAUUGCAAAUGGUUUUGUAACUCUUUGCUUUUUAAAUCUUUAAAAAAUAUUGCUAAGUACUGUACAGGGUUGUACAAUAAGAACCCAAUGUCAUGGCAAAGGAAAGAAUGACUCAUUCUUCAAGCAUUAACCACUUUGCUGUCGAAGCUGUCUGAGGGAUGUUAAGUUUCUAGGUGUCCUGUAGUACAGGAAAAUAAGUGCAUAUUAAAACAGGGUCACUAGGAACGGACAAAAGCGACUCAGAUAAAAUAGGUACAACCCUUCUGACCUGAACCCGGCAGUUGCUGUUGAGCUUCAAACAAUUGGAAAUACUUCCAUUCCCCUUUGUCAGUUCUGCGUUUCCUACCUCCAGCUGGAAGCUGGAGUCCUGAGUGCUACCAAAAAGGCUACUUUCUCCUUUGGUUAGUUUUCUCCCAAUAUACUUGGAAUAGGAAAGGUAGACAGCUCAAUGUCAAUCUCAAAGUGACCUUGAUUCCUAUUUGCCAGUGCUACUCUGACAGCGUCCCCCAAUACUAUACACUUUUAUGAUAGAAACAGUUCCUGGUUUUCAUUAUGAUUAAGAAGCUUUAGGCAUUCUCUGACCCUUCUCAGUGGGAGAUGAAGGUUAUCAGUAUGUAACAGAUAGCUGUCAUUAAGCUGCACCUCUCUUUAAUAGAGCAGCAUUUGUUGACACAGCAUGUUCAGGUAAAGCUUGAAUGAGGGGAAUUCUGAGUGCUCCCAGCUCUGCAGUAUUCAUGUAGAAUUUGGAAUCGAAAAGUGUAAAUUGCUGAAGAUGUGUUGCAAAAUAUGAUGCCAACAGAAAGGUUGCUGUUGGCUUUUAUAGUUCAAGCCCUGUUUGAUUUAGGGCUCUGAGUUAUGUUUAGUAUGGAGAGGUAGGGAAAAAAAGAAAACAAGCAGAGAAAAUAAAUAAGAAAGACCUUUAAAAUAUUUAUUUAUUAUUGGAAAGGCCUCCAGGCCUGUUAUGAACUGAAAUAUGUUCAGCAGGGAAAAUUACUUGUAAAUCCUGGUUGCUUUUUUUGGGGGUUGUUCCCCGACACCACCUCACACCCACCCCCCUCCUUCAAGUAUAAAGAGACAGACAUUAAUUAAGCAUUUGAUUAGCUGAGGAAUUUUGAGAACACAGGUACACACUGUCCUUCUGAAUUACCCUUCUUUUAUCUUAAGCUUUCAAAAAUUUUCUACAACUAUCAGUGCUUUCUAAGCAGUAGGUGGGCUUAGAAUUUGCUUUUUUAUUCCCUCAAAUUCCGUAGCUGGAAUACUUUCUGAGUCCUUGAGAUUUACGUGCACUAUGCGAAACAUCAUGCUUGUAUUAAAACCUUGAUGCUGCUCUCAAAAUCACGUAACAUUCCAGCCACUCCAUUGACUCUGUGACUGCCAAGCACUCCGGAUUUCUUGCCAGCUCAGUGGUAGAAUCUAGUCCUUCCUUUCUUUCAGUUUGUUUAUUUUUUAACGCAAGCAAAAGUUCACAGCAAAGAGAAAAGAAGGAGAGAGAAAAAAGAGAGAGAGAAAACUUUCCUGAGGGAGUAGGGAACCAAAGAGAAAACUUUUUACAGUGACCAGCUAGGGACGAGAAGAAGUUGUUACAAUGGAUUGGAAGUAAAGGCUGAAGCACUUUCACUGUGGAAUGCUUAGACUUUUCACUUUAUGAGGCUGCUUAUGUUGGGAGAGAGAGUUUUAAUCCUUUCCUUUGCUCAUUUCGCUCAACCCAUUCUUGAAUCCCAGCAGUCUAUGAGUGUGCAGUUUCUGAAAUUCAAAUCGCAUGAUAGCACUCAUUUUCUGCAGUGGCAAAAUGAAUCUAAUUAUGACUGAAGGCAAAGUACAAUCAUUGUAUAAGGAACGGCAUCCUCCCCCUAACACCUUUUAUAAUCACAUUUUGAAAUUCCACUCUAUAUUCUGUAUGUUUGCUAUUUUCUUCAGCUGUAACAGGUAUUUUAGGCAACCUGUGUGGCUACUGUAAUAGUAAAGUCACUGAAAUGUUGCUGAAUAAAAGGCUGCCAUAUGAUUUCAAAUGGUGUAAUUCUAGGUAGAAACGUCUAUGCAAAGUGUUUUUUUCUGUGACCUAUUUACUGAAGACUAUGAUGAGAAGGUUGAUACUUUUGUUUUGUUUGUUUCAUAUGUUUUACGUGCCAAAGCCCACAAGACAAGCAGCAAAUAGUUGUGCCUCUGCACGCUUCCAUUGCAUGCUGGAGUUUGUUUGAAAUUAAGUAGAGCCAGAGAUUCCCGUUGGGUGUGGAUGUAGUAUUUAAUUUCACUGAAAUAACUAGCUUUACGUUUGAUUUCAAAAGGCAUCCUUUGAAAGUACGCGCUUACUAGAAUUUCAUACAUCAAUGACUGAUGCUGGAGGAAUCUUUGUCCUCCUUGAUGAACAUCUUCUGUUCCAGGCCUCAGGAUACCAUAGUUUCAAGAUGAGCUAGGCGCCUUAUUUGUAGCAAAAGACGUAUUCAGGGAGUUCAGCCGUACUGCAGGUGAAUGAUCCACAAACCCAAACCAAUGACAAGUGUGGUUGCUGUCCUAAUAGGGUGAAAACAGAAGGCAUUCACAAAGCAUUUUGAUCUCAGAUGAUGAAAUGUAUAUAUAUCUAUCUGUGGACUAUUACUCGCUUACCUAGAUCAAAAAUCAAAAUGAUAUUAAAGAUAGCAUAGUUUAAGCUUCUUUUCAGUAUGAAAAAGAAUAUAUAUAUUGGUAUGGGAUACUGACAAAGUUUCUUUUCUAUAAAUCCACUUCUAAAAAAAAAGUACCAAGCCACUUAUACCAAAAUUUAUGGACAGAGCUGGGAGUGUUAGCUAAAAAAUAUUCACAGUUGUAAUCAACUGAAAGGUCUUAUGUUUCAUUUGAAGGGUGUUUCUCCCAAUUCAGUUGGGUUUUUUUUUUUUCUUUAAAAAAUACAGUUAAUGUAUUUCAGCCUACAACAGAGUUUGGGACUUUUCAAAGUGCCAGUCACACAAACAACUGAGACUUCAUUUCAGCUCACAUCUAGAGAAGCACAUAAUAGACAAUUUUUGCUAAGUGAAGUAUUUGGAAAGAGUCAGAGUUAGAAUUGGGCAAUGAUCUUUUGGUGCUGUAAAGUUCAAGAUUAGCAGCUUUUUCCUUGGGCUUUGUAAAAUAGGGUCAUCUUCACUUAGUACAAAUAUAUGACCACAUAUACUCACUAAAGGCUACACAGCAGAAGUCCCAAAUUUGUGCAUAUACAACUCAUCCAAAAUACUCACUCUGAGGUGCUGAUUUGGACAGGUUCUUUGGACAUGGGGACAAAUGAGUGGUUUACAGAUAAGAUCUUACCCAUCUUCCUUUGUAUGCUGCUAGUAGCUGUAUACAGUAGCAGAAAAGAUUGGUGAGUGGAAUAAAACCAGAGUUUAAGUGAAAUUAUGUUAAAGCAGUAUCACAACACUGCUGUGCCCGAUGCUUGGGUUCCUUCUGAAGACUUAUUUAUUUACAAAUAGGUCCUCAUUUUCACUGAUUCUGUCACUGUAACAAGUGUUCCUUGCAUGUAGCUUGCUGGCAGAAACAUCUGACGAAUGCAUGGACUUUGUGUUAAUGGGUUCUUAUUGGAGAUAUUGUUAUUGAAUUUCUUCAUAAGAAUUUUUUAGGGAUGGGGUUACUUGGGACUGAAAAGAUAUUAGCAGUUUUCCCUGUAAACCAAUAAAGGACUACAAUGAAUGUCACAUAAAACAGAAAAACAAAGUGGCAUACGCUAUUUGCUACUAGAGUAGUUCAACUAUUUUUUUCUCUCAAUCAUUUUCUCUUUUCAUGAGAGAAAAUUUCUCCCUCUGAGAAAUAUAUUGAUUUUAAUUUUGCAAGCAAAAUAACUUUAUGCAUAUUGUAUUGUUGUUAUGGUUUUAAGGGUCUACAUAAGGCACUUUAUUAAUGACAUUUAAGUGAAAGUUCAGCUUUUGACAGUGAAGUGGUUAAUCCCCAUUGAAUUCUCCAUUUAUAGUACUUCUUCACCUUAAAAUUAACAUGGAGAUAUUAAAGGUUUUUCUUUAAAACAUGAGAAUAAUGGUUUUACUCAUGACUUACCUUUCCAGCUCAGUGGAAAAACAAAACAGAAAUGAGUGCCAAAACCAAAAGUUACUGGCUCUGAGCCUCAUCAGAUCAUGCCUGAUGCUCUCGUCUAAACACAGAGAUAAUCCUAGGAAGCUGAUGAUCACUCCUUCCCUGAACUCUUCCGAACAGGGUGCUUUAUAUCCCAGAUGAUACUGCAGGCAAUAUUGAAGCAUUUGACAUUAAAUGUUUGUACAGCAGAGAAUGUCUUGCUCUUUAAAAGGACACUGGCUAGUAGUCCAUCUGGAAAACUAGCACAAAAGAGAUUUGGCAAGCUUUUAUUGUACUGGGGCUCUGUGGAAAUGUGCCUCGUGAGAGCUGAAUUCUGACCCUCUCAGAAACAGAUAAGCUACCAAAUUAUUAUCAUCACUCGGUCCCAAACAUCUGAAGAUGAUCUUUCACAAAAUUGAUUUUAACUGAGACAUGCACACUUGAUUCUGUUCUGUGUUUGGUAUACUUUCUAUCUUUAACAUGGAAAAAUAGAUGGUUUGAAGUCUGCGUUAUCUGUUUUCUGCAAUCUGCCAUGUUGCACGCAUUGUUAACUUCAAAACCUCACUAUACACUAUAUAUUAUCUUGUUGACAUAUUCAGUAAAGAGUUAUUUAAAAAAAUACAACAAUCCUGCUGUAUUUAUAUGAACAAGUUAAUUAAAAUAAGGAUGUGAAUAUCUCAAAGGGAAAACAGAAAAGCAAAAAUAUCAAUCUUCUGUACUUUCAUUCCUGGAAAUAUUUUCAAAUGUUCUACUUUAUGUCCACCGUCUCUUCAGGUUCUAAAAGACAAAUAUUUUCGUCUUCUGUCUCUCAAAGAGUUAAAGCAUUUGUUACUUCAAUUUCUCAGAUUUAAUCUUGUCUUUAUAAGAUUAUCUCAUUCUGAUAUGCGUGUAGGAAAGCACUGUAAAACAGGAACAGAUUGUAUUCCAGUGUUUGCAAUUAAUAGGUACAUUUAAGCAGCUACACAUGUCUGUAACAAAUAUAUAUGUGGAAGCUGUGACCCAUUAUGUGCAUAGUCAUUUGAUAAAUGCAUUUGACAUUCAUCCUUGACAAUCUUAAACCUGCCUUUUACCUAUUACUAUCUAUUUAAUCUGUUUCCUUGAAAUGAAAUGUGAUUUUUUUCCACAAUUCUCCUUUCAGAAUUGUUCUUGAAUUUUCAGAAUGCACAACAUUCAGACAUAGGCCUUAAUAAAUUUUUGUAUAUCUUAUACCUAACAUAUAUGGUAAUAUAUACAGUAUAUAUAAAGAUAUGCUUUAGCUACUUAGAAAUGAAAGUCACCCCUCUUCUAGUUACCUAUAUAAGAACUAAUUUUUGGCUUUGCCAUAACCUGAAGUACUGGAUGUUACAAGCUGUGUCACUUCAAAACUUUGAAAUGUGAUAUUGCUGAGUGUCACAAUUCCUCUAGAAAUUAUUUUGUUCUCUGUCUUAACCCCAAAUGUCAAGUAAAAUUACCGAGAAACGCUGUGCAACACAUCCACAUCUAGCCCCCCCCCACACCUUAAUGUGCCUCCCUGAACUUAAUGUUUAUUCUGAGUAACUGAACUUCUUGUCUCACUGCAGGAGGGUGGACAAUAGAGGUAAAGUGAAUGAUAAACACUUGCAACCAUUUAUGUAUUUCUGGCAAAAAUAAUGGCAUCAUCAUUUUCAAUCGACAAUUUUGUUUUCUCUCAAAAAAAAGUUGACAAACGCUGACUACUUCAUCAGAUAAUAUUUUAGUAACCCCAAAAUGAUUUAUCAUAAAAGAGAUCAAUCUUUAUAUUUACUUUUUGUAGGGGUAAGCUCAGUUAUCUGGAGCUGUUCACACACGUAUAUGUGCAUAUAAAUUCCUGGGGUUGUGUAUGGAGGGUUUAGCUACAAGGAAUUCCCAAAGCAAGUACACAGAGGGCUAUAUUUCUUUAUUGCUCAGUCAAUAUUUUUCUUUAUUUCACUUUAAAACGAGCUCUUCUAUCUAAAGAAGUGUUAUGGUGCCGCAUGGAGAAACUACAUUUGGUCAUUGAAGUACAAAACAAAUGUUUUAAUUCUACUUGAAGUGCCACUGAGAGUGAAGGCUCAAACUAGAGAUCGCUAAAAUACUUCUGUCACAGAGUAGAGACCUGGUGAAUUGUUUAACAAUAAUUUGCAUUCCUAAAACAAAUUAGUACACUCUGAUGGUAAAAUCCUGGCCACACUGAUUUCAAAUAUAAAUCGGAGUAUUUAUAGGAAUAAUAUAUAUUUCAGAAGGAUUGUGAAAAACAUUCAGUAUGACACAUAUAAUAUGUCGCACUAUGUAUCCCCAAAUUAAAUACAUCAACUGACUAAGGCAGGAAGCCUAUGGUAUCUCUUUUGAAAAGCUAGGGGAGCAGUGAAACAGACUUCACAGAAAAUGAGGUGAGAGAAAUAUGUACUGAGCAACAUUGUCCAAUGUAAAGCCACAAAUGGGGGGUUGAGCACAGCAGGAACGUUCUUGUACACGUAAUCACGCACGUCUUCUGCUUAGAACUCUGUAUUAUUGCUAACAGAUGUGACUGCAAAAAUGCAUGCAUGAAUAGAAGGGUUUAUAGUAUAGUACACUUUGGUGGGGACAUCUUGUAUAGAAUAAGAAGAAUCUUGACUCUGUGCACUGGGUCUGUUAUCUAUCUUCCUCUGUAUAGACAGGAUUCAUAUACAGGAGGAAGUAACAAAAGAGGAACGAAAGUCAUACUGAUGACCCUAUCCUGGUUUUCUGAAUGUAGAAAGCCUUGAAGAAUGAUGACCUUGUGUAAACUAUUACAGAAAAUCCAACUCAAAUGCAUGUGUGUGUUUACACCUUUAACAUGCUGUGCAAAAGUGAGAAGGCUCCGUGGUGAGGAUCAGUCAGUGUGCCAAGCUGAGCACAACCAUUCUUAAAAAGCACAAUUGCCAGAAAGAUUCUGUUAAAAUGGUGUAUUUCUGGAGUGAAAUCAAUAUUUCUACUCCGAUAGCAUUUGGGUAGGUGAUCACAUAGAUAAAAUUCUUUGUGAUGAGGUCUGGAACAAUGUGUCUAAAGAUGGAAUGCUGUAAUUUUCAUACUUUGAAACUGCUUGAUGAAAAAAGGCAGAUUUUGUUCCAUGAAGAUGAAAUGUAGGAAUAAUGAUGGACAGAAUGCAGAGAUACUCCCCUUUACUGACAUUUUAUGGACAUGAAAAAGGACACAUACACAUGCUUUAUACAUAUACAUUUGUGACAUGAUUUUAAAUUUCCUUUACAAUUUUCUGACUCCUCAGAUGAGACACACUUCUAACACUUGUACAAUAUUCCAAAACAUUUAAAUCCUCAGAAAUGACUGCAAUUCCUUUCAAUUAAUAGAAACAAGAAAAUGAGAUUAAAUGAGUAUUUGCAGAAAGUGAACCCUACUUUCUCAGUGCUUUAGCACAAAAAACCCAAAAACCAAACAAACAAAAUAAAAGAAUGAAAGAAGACAACUGUUAAACUAGAAUAGCCUUGCAUUUCUGUUUAGGUAAGUCCUUCCAAAUUUGUAGCACACUCAGUUGAAUGUCGAACUUUGGUUUGACUUGAAAGUCAAAUGAUUUAAAUGCCAGUGCUGUAAGCCUGACCUCCUAUACCUUCUCAGGCUGGUUUGUGCAUUCCCAGUUCAGGAACCAAUACGUAAUUCAUUGCUCUCUGACUCACAACCUGAAUGUUAAGACAUUUUCCCCAUUAAAGAACCAUGUUAAGAAAAUCUGA
Falco peregrinus (peregrine falcon) is the source of this 10813-nucleotide messenger RNA. It is a transcript of the gene FLRT2, whose product is annotated as fibronectin leucine rich transmembrane protein 2. Gene Ontology annotation, molecular function: protein binding. Lineage: Eukaryota; Metazoa; Chordata; Aves; Falconiformes; Falconidae. The record is from RefSeq and is a predicted model, not a curated record. The coding region runs from base 921 to 2909 and encodes 662 amino acids. The transcript is spliced from 3 exons.